Aspergillus bombycis is the source of this 1821-nucleotide messenger RNA. RefSeq lists its product as uncharacterized. The coding region runs from base 1 to 1821 and encodes 606 amino acids. The transcript is spliced from 6 exons. The record is from RefSeq and is a predicted model, not a curated record. Lineage: Eukaryota; Fungi; Ascomycota; Eurotiomycetes; Eurotiales; Aspergillaceae.
AUGCUCUCCUCCCCAUCUUCUCGAUUAUUCACUUCUCCUUCGAGUCCUCCCUCGGACAUCAAGCAUACUUCGACCGCUCGUACAUUGGCCGCAGGCCCAUGUACAGCAACCUGCAAGUCGGGCAAAUUGAAGAUCCCGUGUCCAUGUACACAAGGGAUUUUCACUGUGACACCAGGAUCACCCCUUGAAGGGACAUGCGAGGACUGUGACCAUCUCCUAUCACUACACCGGAGUUUUGGUUCCAAGUCAUCUCCGACGGAUAUCUUAGCAUCUGCUGGCAACUCUGAUCAUACGCGACAGCGCGUCAUGCAUCGGCUAACUACUAGUGACCCUACGAGAUGUUUACGCAGGGAUACAGUAUCAAAGCUUGCAGCCGCUGUGGAUGACAAAGAUGUCAUCCACGUACGUGGAACACCAGCCAGCGGGAAAACUGUCCUAUCCGAACUUCUCAGGGACUACUACCACGAGCAAAAGAGGAAGGUGUUUCUACUCAAGACAUGGAAGCCGCUGGACAGUUGCGAGGGUGGUGACCCUUGGACUCAAUUCGCCUCGCUCUUGCAAGAAAGGUAUCGAACAUCGAGUGCUACAGACUUUUUUGAUAAAGGGACUGUGAUUAUUGUUGAUGAGGCCCAGGGUUCGUACCAGGACAUUUCCUUCUGGAACACCAUCAUCAAAGAGCGAAGGGAUGGCAGAGGUGCGAUGAUAAAGAUUUGUCUUUUCUGUUCCUACGGAAGCCCUCGGACAGGCGUGGAUGCAGAUCACGUAUACUAUACUCCAGCUACCUUUGGCCCCGCGCAACGCAUAACAUUGACCCCUCAACCGGAAAAGUAUUCGCCAAAGCUCGGUUUAUUCUAUACGCCAGAUGAGUUUCAUGAAGCUGUAGGCGAUGGGCUACUUAUACGAGCUCACAAAUGGGCAUCCCGGAGGGUGAAAUCAUUAGUCGAUUUUCUUCAAUCUGAGCAUCGUCAUGAUCUCAAACACGGACGUAUCGGUACAAUCACGAAAGAUCAUGUUCUUGAUGAUCUGAAGGAUGAUGCUCAAGUUUUUGAGUAUGUCAGGAAUACGGGUGUUUCUCGCUCAUUUCCCACGGGAACGCAUCUGACACAUGAAGCUUCUGAAACCUUAAGCAAGAUUUUACUGGAGGGAAAUAUGCUAUGGGAUGAUAAUGAUGUGGGCCUACGGAAAUGCUAUGAGAGAGGCUGGGUUCAACGGAUGCCUUGGGGAGACAUGGAGGUACAUGACGUUGCUGUGCUGCCGUCUCGCUUGCAUGAGAAAUGGCUUGAGUAUAUCAUCGGCAAAAAGGCGAGGCCUUUGCCCGCGAGAUUCAACAAGCUAGAUGAACUAUGCCUGGAGGUUCUCAGUAAAUUUUCGACAAUGAACCUGAGACAUGCUGUUCAGGGCAAGAAAAUCUCCACCGCAGCAAAAUACAGACCCCUGGAGGCACAAUAUCAGGACGAAUUCUACAGAUCGUUCAGUCUUGUGGCAGGCCGGGGUGUUCCGAUCUGCAGUGAAUGGUCAAGGACCGGUGAUGGGCGAGUUGAUUUUUAUAUUCCAGGGAAGCAGUGGGCGAUCGAGUUGCUUCGGGAUCAUGAUCGGGUCAAUGAACAUAUCUCUCGGUUCAAGGAGGGAGGGAAGUACCAUCCCUGGCUGAAGGAGAAUGAGGUUGAACAUUGGAUCAUAAUCGACUGUGCCUCCUCUCCCCUAACCGCUGCAUAUUCCGAGCCAAGACUCUGGACCGCAGUUUUUGCCAAUGGCUAUUCUCAGAUGAAAGUAUACGAUUACGAAAACAGGCUCUUGACUGAUAUUCAUCUGCAGAAUUAG